ACCGGCCAGGGCUGGCGCCGGUCGACAAGGACAACUCUCAACACCUUCCCUUCUCCUUCCUACAUUCCUCGUCCUCCUCAGUCUCUCCCCUCUCACCUCCCAACCCAAAGGAUCCCUCCUCUUCACACUCCGUGUCGCCACAUUCGGAGCUCGGAUCCAACCACUGCUUAUCCCACCCGAUCCCUCCCAAAUCACCCCCGCACCCGAUUCGCUCCUCCCCUGCAAAGAGAGGUCUAUACCCCUACCUUGAUUCGGCGGCCGGCGCCAUGGCGAGCGGCAGCGAGCAGCCGCAGGCGGAGACCGAGCCCGAGGCGGUGGAGCUCGUGCUGUUCCAGGUCGCCGAGUGCUACGUCUAUCUGAUACCUCCUAGGAAGACGGCCGCCUCUUACAGGGCUGAUGAGUGGAAUGUCAACAAAUGGGCUUGGGAAGGGGCACUUAAGGUUGCCAGCAAGGGGGAAGAAUGUGUCAUCAAACUGGAAGACAAGAGCACUGGUGAGCUGUAUGCCAGGGCAUUUCUGAGAGAAGGCGAACCACAUCCGGUGGAAGCUGUAAUUGAUAGCAGCAGAUAUUUUGUACUUCGCGUUGAAGAGAAUAUAGAUGGGCGUCAGCGUCAUGCUUUUAUAGGGUUAGGCUUCCGUGAAAGAACUGAAGCAUAUGACUUCCAAGCUGCUCUACAUGACCAUAUGAAAUAUCUAAACAAGAAGAAGACCGCUGAAGAGAUGGUGCAGCACUAUGAGAAUACGUCAUCAGUGGAUUAUAGCCUCAAAGAAGGGGAAACUUUAGUUCUCCAACUAAAAAAUAAAGAAAGUGCCAGCAAGACAAAAUCUGCAUUUUUCGAGCAAGGUCUGAACAAGCUGUCGUUCAAUGAAAAAGCAAACACCAAGGAGGCCACAGUGUCCCUCAAACUCCCGCCACCUCCACCCUCACCCGUGUCUCCAACUGAUUCUGGAGUUGCCAUUUCCCCUUUCAAAGCAGAAUUUCCUUCCCAGGAACAACCAGGCACCGGCGAUGCCGGGGACGCCGCCGCUCCUUUCAAAGCAGAAUUUCCUUCACAAGAAGAAGCACUGGAUGAUAUCGUGGAAGCUAGAGCAGAAGCUGCUCCUCGUAAUCAACCAGCCGCAGCAGAGAAGAGCAAACAAGGAAGCGUGGAUGAUGAGUUUGACUUUGGGGACUUCCAGGCUGCUGCUUGAAUCAUGUAUCCUGUACAUACGUCAACUUUAUUACGUGGACACAUACAUGUCUCCUUUCUUUUUCUUGGAUCUCCCGUCAGUUGUGACUUUUUUUGGCCACCCGAGUUGUUGUACAGAGAGCUGUCAUAUGAUAAGCCGUAUAAAUUAAGAAUACAUAUAUAAGCCGUAGAACA
This is a messenger RNA of Triticum dicoccoides, 1363 nucleotides long. RefSeq lists its product as uncharacterized. Lineage: Eukaryota; Viridiplantae; Streptophyta; Magnoliopsida; Poales; Poaceae. The transcript is spliced from 8 exons. Gene Ontology annotation, cellular component: membrane; clathrin vesicle coat. The record is from RefSeq and is a predicted model, not a curated record. The coding region runs from base 267 to 1190 and encodes 307 amino acids. Gene Ontology annotation, biological process: endocytosis.